Molecule: messenger RNA, 3239 nt
Organism: Toxorhynchites rutilus septentrionalis
Lineage: Eukaryota; Metazoa; Arthropoda; Insecta; Diptera; Culicidae
Gene: shd
Product: ecdysone 20-monooxygenase
Exons: 8
Coding region: 1295-2917 (540 amino acids)
Molecular function (GO): heme binding; monooxygenase activity; oxidoreductase activity, acting on paired donors, with incorporation or reduction of molecular oxygen
Source: RefSeq, a predicted model, not a curated record
AUCUGCGUUUGCGUAUAGAGCCUCGCGUACAUGCUCUUCCUCGCGGUAGCGUGGUCAGCGCGUUUGCGAUUGUGUUCUUGUAGUAAUAUCCUUCGUAGCUGCCUAUAGUGGCCAUCGCGAGAGUGCUGCGUUACGCGUGCUGCAGAUAUCGAAGAAUCUCCGCGAGGUCCAGUCUAGAUCCGAUGGAUGCUGCAGAAGAAAUAGCGAGACAAGAAAACCAAAAAGCAGGAGAGACAAGAGAGCUCCGGAGCGGAUGUUUUCGAAAGCAUUUUUCUCUCGCACACAUGGAGUUUUGAGAAUCAUAAGUCUUGCUGGAAGCCGGCUGGUCAUUAUACCAUACUUUGGGUCACGACGCAGAUGAGUCGGAGGGAAAAAAGCAUCCGCGCAACUCCCAACAGUGUUUUUGUUUUUAAUACUGUGCCGAGGUUCGUUUUGUGUUAUUUUCUCAUAGCACCUCCCAUGAGUUAGGGAUUAUGGGCUGAGAAUAUUGCUGGAGUGUGUUUCGUUUGUGUUUACGCGGAGCUUUUCUGGUGUGUUUAUGAAGUGCAAUUUUUAUGUUUAGCAUUCUACCAAAGCUAAUUAUGGUUUUGCUGCGUUCAAAAGCGUGAAUAAUUGAAUCGGCUGGAAACGAUACUAAGCUCAGAUACAUCGGAAAAUAAGCCAUUCAUGGGGUUUGAACGGCGUCACAUUGUAUGCCGUGAUAAGAUCCAUCUUUCGCGCUUUGCCAGUGUUCGCCGGGUUUGCUAUUAUCGUGCCCUUGAAAAUCGUGUCAUUGGAUCAGAGAAUACGUAAAUGCCGGAGCUAUUUAUAACCUCACAGCCGAGAAGAACUCAGAAACACCACAGAAGCAAAACAAUAUCUCGUAUGAAGUGUUUCGAUAGUGUUUUUAACAAAGUAGUAGUAACCGUCUCGGCAGCGGCAGAGACCAAGAAGAUAAGGCACCCAAGAAAGUGAUACUUCAAGAAACAGCUUGGAGUUGAGAUCGUAUACCAGAAGCUGUAUGAAAACUGGUCAAUUCUUGCUCUUCUUCAGACUUUGUAAUUGCAGCAUCACGCUUAUGAUCGGAGCGAAUGCUGUGUGUCAGUACAUAGUGAUGAUUUAUGGCAACCGAAAGUAACCGGCGCACGUGGUGUUUGUAAACAAAUGCCGGUGUUUUACCUCUCAAUAUACUGCACAACCGAGUGAGGGCCUUAUCGGGCGCUGAAAAAAAAUAGGAGGAGCGCAAGAAAGUGAAUCAGAAAGCAUUCAUCACUUACGUGAUAACAGUGACAUUUUCCAAACCCCGGACAAUACGAUGACGCUGGCCAUCAUCCUAUUCUAUGUAUUCAUCACGCUGUUUAUGUUGAUGUCGUACAACCCAAAGCCGCGCAAGAUACUGGAAUCGAUGAAAGCUUUCUCGCUGCAGCUUAUUUUCGCCAGCCGCAAUUAUGUCGCAUCGUUGGUGCGCUCUGUAGCGAGCAGAAAAACGUCAGGAAGUAACGACCAAAUAAAAUCCAUUUGGGAUAUCCCAGGGCCGAAACGAUGGCCAUUGAUUGGAACCCAAUGGAUGUACACAUUUGGACGAUACAAACUGAACAAAGUGCACGAUACAUUUGUGGAUCUGCACAAACGCUACGGUAAUAUUGUGCUGGAAGUUAGCUCGGUUCCGAUAGUAAAUCUUUUCGACCGUGUGGACAUAGAGAAGGUCUUGAAGUAUCCAAGCAAGUAUCCGUAUCGGCCUCCUACAGAAAUAAUAGAGUUCUACAGAAAAAGUCGACCGGAUCGCUUCGCAAGCACCGGUAUAGUAAACACGCAAGGCGUUCAAUGGCACGAGCUUCGUGUUAAGCUUACAUCCGGGAUAACCUCGCGCAAAGUGCUCCAAUCAUUUAUUCCAUCGUUGAACGAAAUUUGUCAGGAUUUCAUCGAAUUGAUCCGUCGAAAACGGGAUGAAAAUAAUUGUGUCAAGGACUUUCAGGACAUCGCGAAUACCGUUGGACUUGAAAUUAUUUGCUGUCUUGUUUUGGGCCGCCGAAUGGGCUAUAUGACCGCAGACAAGCAAAAAAAUGAGAAAUUCAUAAAAUUGGCCGAUGCUGUUAAAUCAACAUUUGUCCACAUCAGCAGAAGUAACUACGGCAUGAAGUUGUGGAGAUAUUUCCCUACAAAAUUGUAUCGAGAUUAUGUUCAGUGCGAAGAAACCGUUUACGACACAAUCGCAGAUAUCGUUCAUGAAGCACUGAAGGAGGAGCGAACCGAUCAUUCAGAGAAUGAUAUGCGUAGCAUUUUCCUAAAUAUUCUUCAGACCGAAGGACUCGACACAAAGGAUAAGAUUGUUGGUAUCAUCGAUUUGAUUCAUGCCUCUAUUGAGACGUUUUCGAACACCCUUUCUUUCCUACUACACAAUCUGAGUCAACAUCCGCACAAACAGAGCCGAAUAGCGCAAGAAUUUGGCACUGAUUCUGAACUGAUCACAAGCAACGACAUGGCCAAUGCGGUAUUUACCAAAGCCUGUAUUAAGGAGUCGUACCGCAUUUCACCGGCCACCCCAUGUCUCGCGAGAAUUUUGGAGGAGGAUUUCAUCCUAUCAGGCUACCAUCUGAAAGCAGGGACGGUAAUUCUCUGCCACACCCGAACAUCAUGCCAAAGCGAGGAUAAUUUCAAACAAGCCGAUCAAUACCUACCGGAAAGAUGGCUUGAGCAAGUAGACGAAAACCAGAAUGUGUACAAAUUGGAGGAGCCUGGAGCUUCGUUAGUGCUACCAUUCGGCACCGGUAGACGAAUGUGUCCCGGCCAUCGUAUCAUCGACAUCGAACUGACCCUUGUUGCCGCAAAAAUUUUUCAACAUUUUGAAGUGGACUACCUCAGUGAACUGGACACGCAAUUCCAAUUUUUGCUAGCGCCGAAAACACCUAUUGAGAUUAUGUUUAAAGACCGCAAAUGAGAGCCCGAAGUAUAUGCCACACAUACCUUUCAUUAUUUGUUAACUAUUGUGAUUAAGCGUCUUAAUGUUAGUUUCGUGUAAAAAAACCCAUUAGAACUCAGUUUAUGAUGAAGCGUCAGAAUCAUAUUGAUUAUUCCUAUUAAUUCAGAUUGUUGAUCUGUGUACAAUUGCCACUUAUUAUAUACAAAUAUUUGUGUGACCUAUUAGAUUUACGAACAAUUUUUUGUACUGAAAUAAUUUAUUGCAUUUGUACAAACUAUGAUUACGGACAAGAUGAAAAAAUCCAAAUAUAUAUUGACUUAUUUUUUUCUAAAAAACCAAA